AUGGCGAAUAAUCAGAGCACAUCGGCGGAACAGAAGCCCGCUACGAUUGCCAUAGUUGGAGGGGGUAUCGUAGGCCUCGUAUUUGCAAUGGCUGUCAAGAGACAUUGUGGUAUCACUUGUGAGAUAUACGAAAAGGCUACCAAGUUCUACGAUGAGGAGGAUGAACUCACAGAAGGCGACUGGGAGCUAACGAGUAUUGGAAUCCGUCGAUGGAAGCUUCAAAAAGUACUCUUCCAAGCAGCCGUGGGAAUGGGUAUCCCCUUUCACUUUUGCAAGGCUACCAAGGACGUGAUUAUAAGAGAUGAUGGCUUGAUUGAUGUCCUCUUUGAAGAUGGAAGCCAACGAACAACGCAGCUUCUCUUUGGCUGUGAUGGAGCCCAUUCCAAAGAUUGUGAGGUCAUGGCAGGAGAUGCCACUUCUCUGGAGUACACGGGUGUGACGUGUCUGAUGGGCAUUGCCGAAAAUUGUCCAGUUAAACAGAAAGGAAUCUCCUUCCCCAGUUCUCACACCAGUGGGUGUCAUGCUGUCUACUUUCCUACUGGCCCCAACGAACAAUGUUUCCAAGUGCAUUGGCCCAUUCCUGUUGAACAGGCCAACAGUGGCAACUGGGGAAACCUGACAGAUACAAUGUCCAAGAAGGAAUGCCGAGCUCUUGCCAAAAGACUGAAGCGGGAUGGCUGGCAUCCUCGAUUCUUUAUUGAGCCACUCAAUCACGUUACCCAUGCUGUCCGUGUUGGAUUUGCCUUAAUGAAACCCAGCUUGAAGAAAUGGUCCUAUGGCAAGAACAAGCGUGUCGUCCUGGUGGGCAACGCUGCCCACCCACCAGUUCCAUACAUUGGUCAAGGAGCUCAGAUGGGAAUUGAAGAUGCUGGCACCAUGGCCUGGCUACUCAAGAAGUUGUGCGUGGACUCCAAGGGCAACUUCACACUCGAGAAUUUCGGCAAGGCGGUAGAACUCUACGAAAAAAUUCGAAUCCCCAGAACCAGUCACAUAUCGGAGUGCUCCGAGGAGAUGGGAAAGAUGCAGGAGCUACGAGGGGACGUGGAUGCCCGUGACUCCCUGGAAUUUAUGAUCCAGGGUGAGGUCAUGAUGAAUGGUGCGUUGCCCAUCAUGUUUCAGGGUGUAUCCCAUCAUUACCAAAAGUCUGUGGAUAGGGAAUUGAGAAAGUUCGAGUUGGAAGAACAACGGAAUGUUGUUUCAGCGUACAUGCCGGGAGUCCUUGAACCGUCAGAUGGCGAGCGUAAGAGAAAUGCCAAGAAAGAAGAGGAGGAGAUGCGUGAAGCAUUUGAGGCAAUGAUGUACGGUACUGUGGCAGGCCAAUGA
Messenger RNA from Seminavis robusta, 1323 nucleotides. Lineage: Eukaryota; Bacillariophyta; Bacillariophyceae; Naviculales; Naviculaceae. The record is from the annotation of a GenBank genome assembly.